UGCUGCUGAGUGCUCCAAGCGUUACGCCUCGAGUAAUUCGAAAAUGGAAGUUGCACUUGUCUCUCGCUCUGCAACAAGAUGGCCUAUUGCAUGCAAUCGAUUCCAAGAGGAGUCUCCCUGCUUCGAUUUAUCUUCAUCAACGGGAAACUUGUCGUACGUGAAGAGCACUCGUGCCCAAUGGCCGAGAGCUUCACCUCCUUUUUCUCUACAUGUCAAAGAAACUCCGCUAAUGAGGGGCCAAAAUGGUUAUUUAGAUCGCAAGAGGGAUCCAUUCAAGGUUUUCUCAAGUCGUACUCAGGAAAUGACUCUGCUCGAGGCAAGGUCAAUGGAUGAAAUUUAUGCUGCACUGGCUGAGCGACUGCUUCCUUCUGCAGCAACCUUAAGUAAUCCUUGUUCAAAGUACAUUGUAGGUGUAGCUGGUUCUCCUGGUUCAGGGAAGUCCACAAUAGCAUCCGAAGUUGUUGACCGUCUAAAUAAGCUUUGGCUCCAAAAAGCGCCUAGGAUGGAUUUACUGGUUGAACCUACUGAUGUGGCCAUAGUUGUUCCCAUGGAUGGGUUUCACCUUUAUCGUUCCCAGCUUGAUGCAAUGGAGGAUCCAAUGGAAGCACAUGCAAGAAGAGGAGCUCCAUGGACAUUUAAUCCAUCUCGACUUCUAAAAUGCCUGAAUACUUUAAGAAGAGAGGGAUCAGUUUAUGUGCCUUCAUUUGAACAUGGCGUUGGAGAUCCUAUAGAAGAUGCUGUUUUUGUGUCUCCUAUGCACAAAAUAGUAAUAGUGGAAGGAAAUUACUUGUUCUUACAAGAUGGGGUAUGGAAAGAGAUCUCUUCUUUAUUUGAUGAAAAAUGGUUUGUUGAUGUGGAUAUCGAUGUUGCUAUGCGGCGAGUUCUGAAAAGACAUAUAUUAAAGGCAGGAAAAGCACCAGAUGUUGCUAAAUGGCGGGUUGAGUACAAUGACAGGCCGAAUGCGGAGCUUAUCGCAAAGACAAAAACAUAUGCAGACAUUAUAAUUCGCUCUGUGGAGUUAGAUAACUAAUUUAUAUUUGCUUGAAAAAAGAUGCAAGUGAAAAUUAGCUAUUUUUGUCGUUGAUUCAUAAGUUUACGAUUGUUACAUUGUAAACAUUCAAAAGCAGUGACAAAUUAAUAAAUCAGUCACUGCUAGAAAUAAGUGUUUUUUUUUUUUUCAAUUUUUUUGGCAUUAUGUAUAUAUGUUCAUGCAUGAUUGACUCUGGAAUUUAUUGGCAUUGGAUCCUAGAAUGUUUUAAUGAA
Messenger RNA from Amborella trichopoda, 1263 nucleotides. Its product is annotated as P-loop containing nucleoside triphosphate hydrolases superfamily protein. Gene Ontology annotation, molecular function: kinase activity; ATP binding. Lineage: Eukaryota; Viridiplantae; Streptophyta; Magnoliopsida; Amborellales; Amborellaceae. The record is from RefSeq and is a predicted model, not a curated record.